Pangasianodon hypophthalmus (striped catfish) is the source of this 2566-nucleotide messenger RNA. It is a transcript of the gene stx17, whose product is annotated as syntaxin 17. Gene Ontology annotation, biological process: exocytosis; vesicle fusion; intracellular protein transport. NCBI's taxonomy places the organism in Eukaryota, Metazoa, Chordata, Actinopteri, Siluriformes, Pangasiidae. The coding region runs from base 355 to 1245 and encodes 296 amino acids. Gene Ontology annotation, molecular function: SNAP receptor activity; SNARE binding. The transcript is spliced from 8 exons. Gene Ontology annotation, cellular component: autophagosome membrane; plasma membrane; SNARE complex. The record is from RefSeq and is a predicted model, not a curated record.
UUUAGCUGGGGAGCUGUCAAGGAGCAAAUGAAUGUUUUUCGUCAUUAGUUUCAGUCUCUUCGAUAUGAAGCUCUGAGCUUUGUAACUAGCUAGCCUGAGUUAAUGUGUGAAUACUAAACGGCUCCCUACUCCCUAUAUAAGCGCGCUAUGUGUAGAAUAUAAAAUAAUGAAUUGUACGCCCUAUGUAGUGCACAAUGUGAGGUUUUUUUUAGGUGUUUAGGAUUCAGCCUUUGUGAAAGAAACCGUCUCUGGUCAACUCUUUGAAAACAACUGGGCCAUAGUCAGAUGUGAGUCACACUAUACGUAUAGGAUGAGUGUAUGGUCGAACCCGUGACCUUUCAGAGAGGUUGAAGCAUGGCAGAUGAGGAGGGUAAGCUGACGCUGCGGCGCCUGGAAGGACCCAUCCAGAAGUUCAUCAAAGUGGUGAUUCCCACUGAUCUGGAGCGCCUUCAUAAGCACCAGCAUAACAUAGAGAAGUUCCACAGAAACAGCCAAUGGGACAAGCUGCACCAGGAGCACAUCAAUGCUAGUCGCACUGUGCAGCAGUUGCGCUCUAACCUGCACGAGAUGGAGAAGUUGUGCCAACGUGUCCGCAGCUCCGAAGCACCUGCACUGGAGAAACUCGUCCAGCCAAUCAGAGAGCGAGCCUCAGUCGCCACUCAAGACUUCCUGCGGCUUCAUUCGGACUCUGUCAAUCAUCCAGGGCCACACCCACAACAGACCGACAGCACAGACACUCGCGCAGCCUCCGAUUUGGCAUUUAGUGAAGAAGAUGUGGGCGGGGCCCAGUCACCUGUCACUCAAUUCCAAGUUCAUUUACCUGCCAUUCCAGCUGAACAGAAUGCUGCGGAAUCCUGGGACUCGUUAGAAGAGGAUCUGUUGGAGCUCAAUGGGUUAGUGACUGAGUUCUGCUCCCUCGUGCAUGCUCAGCAGGAGAAGAUCGACAGCAUCGAGGCCAACGUUAGUGCGGCGGCGGCUAACGUGGAGGAGGGGACACGCAGCCUGGGGAAGGCAGCACGUUCAAGCCUGGCAGUGUUGCCCGUAGCAGGUGCAGUGGUUGGCACCGUCUUGGCCGGUCCACUUGGAUUGCUGGCGGGAUUUAAAGUGGCCGGUGUGGCAGCCGCAGUGGGAGGAGGCUUGCUCGGCUUCGCUGGAGGAAACCUCAUCCAACGCAAGAAGAAAGAGAGAGUGGAGUUGCAGCUUCAACGACUCGACACUAACCAGGAACACGAGCAUGUGCAAUAACACACCUGCUCCUGCUGAGGAGAGUGGAAUCCUGUACUGACACACAUUUUAAUCUGCACAACGCUGGUAUUUAUACUACACUCAUCUCUCAAAUCUACUGCCUUAAAGAGACUGUUUUUGCACCAAAACAACAAUUUCCAAAGUGUGUGUAGUAGUAUAUAAUAUAAUAACCUGUGUUAUUGACGUGACUGUUGGUCAGAAUGUUGUUUGUUUACUGUGUGUGCGCCAUAUGGGGACACUUUAAGCUGUGGUAAAAAAAAAAAAAAGAUUUAUACCAGGGGUCUUUUAUUGAUCGAGCUGUGCCAGAUUGCCGACGUCAGAGAUCACCAGGGUGUCACUGGUGUUGGGGUUAUGAAUGAUGAGCUUGAGUGCAACACGAAUUGUACACUGUGAAGUGUGUGGCUAUGGAAUCAUUCGCUAAAAUCACACAAAUAUGAGACAACAAUAAUAGUCAAAUAAUCAAAAUUAGGCAUGUCACAAUUAUUACAUAACAGUUUUGAAAUAAUUAGUAUUGAGACUAAAUCAUUAGAUAUAUAUAUAUAUAAUUUAUUACUGUUUUGCUGUUGAACUUGUAAUUUAGCCACUUUUACUAAAAACUUGUAGAUGAAGAGAAUUUUACAUUACUUUACAUAGUUUCUGCUGUAAUUGUGUUUUGGAUACCUUAGUAAUAAGUUUUGUAGCUAUAUUUCUUUAUUUUUUUUACAGUCCAAAAAACAACAAACGCAAACAGAAAUUCAAUAUGAAUUUAUAUAUGAAUAGCUGUUUCUAAAUAAUGUGAGCUAUAAAUAUGCAUUAUUACACUACGGUUAUGGAUAUAUAUGGCAUAAAGUCCCCAGAGAUGACAGUUACAUUGUUAAUCAUCAGUUUUAUAUUAGUGAAAGGCCUAAUCACAGUAAUUAUUUAAAUGGAGUUAACUAUUUAAAUGGAGUCAGACUACAAAUCCUGUCUUUACACAGGGUUUGUACAGAUGCUUGAACUCUGAACUUGUGUUUUUAAGGUGUGAAAUGUACUUAUGCAGGUUUUGCAAGAAAGACAUCAACAACAUGGAGACAUUUGCAAUUUGUGCCAAAUAGCAAGCAACUGCAUUAUAAUACCUUUAGCAUUGCAGUAAAAUUGUGUAAAUAAUGCAGGUAAGUAACUAGCUAGCGUUGUUUCAAGUGUUCAGAAUUAGGACCUAACAUUAUACAGUUUAGUACAGUUUAAAAAAUCAAAGCUACUGUCAUUUCUUUAAACCCAGUCAUUCCUGCAGAAACCUAUUUAAGCUUAAAAGUCUAAUGACCCAUGUAGAAAGUUCUGGAAAAUUAAAUUAAAUUAAAUUAAA